Molecule: messenger RNA, 996 nt
Organism: Ctenocephalides felis (cat flea)
Lineage: Eukaryota; Metazoa; Arthropoda; Insecta; Siphonaptera; Pulicidae
Product: cohesin subunit SA-2-like
Exons: 7
Coding region: 1-996 (331 amino acids)
Biological process (GO): sister chromatid cohesion
Cellular component (GO): cohesin complex; nucleus; chromatin
Molecular function (GO): chromatin binding
Source: RefSeq, a predicted model, not a curated record
AUGUCAGAUAUUUGCAGAGAACCUGAUGACAGUUUAUUGACAAAUAUUGCUCCUGAAACAAAUGCGGACUCGAUUGUUGAUUCUUUAAAUGUUAAUGCUAUCCAAAUUUCUAAUCCACCUAUAACACCUUCGAGUAGUUAUCAAUCUUCCGGGUUUCUUUCUCAUAGAACCCAGCGGAGCUUUGGCAGUAUUCAGGCGACUGAGUUAGAGGAUAUCUGCAUUUACUCUGCUUUAAGGGAAGAUGAUAGAAUUUUGACUAAAAUUGUCAACGAUUGGAUAGCGAUGUACAAAGCCGAUUACUACAAAGGAUUGUCAGUUUUAAUCAAUUUUAUUUUGAAUGCUAGUGGAUACAGUGGCAUACAAGUGACUUCAGGAAUGCUAAAAACAUUACAGCAUUCAACUAUAGCAACAAAAAUAGAAGCUGAUUUUAUAUGGGAUGAUAAGUUUGUUUCAUUGCUCAGUAAAGAUAAAAAUCGUAAAAAAUUUCAUGAAGACUUCUGUUUGUUUAUUUCUACAUUAGUAUUUCAAUGCCAAUACUCGAUCAUUUACGAUGAUUUUUUUAUGCAAAAUGUAAUUUCGAUGCUGACUUGUCUAUCGAAGGUAAAACAACAAAUUCUUCGAUACACGUCUACAUUGGCAGGUAUAAAAUUAAUGACCGCAUUGGCAGAAAUUGAAUCGAAAUUAUCUGUAAAUUGUAAUUAUGCCAUACAUCAAGUUGAAGCAGAAGAAGCGAAAGAUUUGGGAAGGCAAAUGUCUGACCGAUUAGAAACACUCAUUGAAAAGCGCGAUGAAUUACUUGAAAACCAAGAAGAAUUGCAAAAGAUGAUCAAGAGUAUAUUCAAAUAUAUUUUUACACAUCGUUACAAAGACUUUGACCCAGAUAUUCGUGCGAACUGUUUAGCUGAACUAGGCAUCUGGCUAAAUACUUUUCAUUCACGAUUUCUGGAUGAUGCUUAUUUGAAAUUCAUUGGUUUUUCACUUUUCGACAAGGUAUAA